Messenger RNA from Peromyscus maniculatus bairdii (prairie deer mouse), 665 nucleotides. It is a transcript of the gene Nppb, whose product is annotated as natriuretic peptide B. Gene Ontology annotation, biological process: cGMP biosynthetic process; negative regulation of systemic arterial blood pressure; neuropeptide signaling pathway. Lineage: Eukaryota; Metazoa; Chordata; Mammalia; Rodentia; Cricetidae. Gene Ontology annotation, molecular function: hormone activity; hormone receptor binding. The record is from RefSeq and is a predicted model, not a curated record. Gene Ontology annotation, cellular component: extracellular region; cytoplasm.
CGUGGCUAAGGAAGCCAGCUGCUUGAGGAGGUGGGACCAGAGAGAGAGAGAGAGAGAACAAGGCACCGCAGCAGCCUGGCCCGUCACAACUGCGGCAUGGAUCUCCAGAAGGUGCUGUCCUGGAUGAUUCUGUUCCUGCUUUUCCUGUCUCUGUCACUGCUGGGAGGUCACUCCCACCCUCUGAGCAGUCCUAGCCAGUCUCCGGAACAAGUCAAGAUGCAGGCGCUGUUGGAUCUGCUGAGGGAAAGGGCAGAGGAGGUGCCUCAGGGGCCGCUCCUGAAGGACCAAGAUACCACAAAAGCAUCUCUCCAAAGCACCCUUGGGUCUCAAGACAGCACCUUCCAGAUCCUGCAGAGAAUUCGCAACUCCAAGAAGAUGCAUACUUCGAGCUGCUUUGGGCACAGGAUAGACCGGAUCGGCUCUGUCAGUCGUCUGGGUUGCAAUGUGCUGAAGCGGCAUUAGGAGACCUCCCAGCUGCAGGCGACUGCUUCUGACUCCACCUGGGGCUCUUUCCCCCAACUCUGGGACCCCCUUUUGAAGUGAUCCUAUUUAUUUAUUUAUUUUUAUUUAUUUAUUUGGUUGUUUUCUACAAGACUGUUUCUUACCUUUGAGCACAGAAUUUUCACAGUGUAAUAAACACAGCAUAUUUCUUGCUUUGAAAAGGA